Ostreococcus tauri is the source of this 816-nucleotide messenger RNA. RefSeq names its product unnamed product. The coding region runs from base 1 to 816 and encodes 271 amino acids. The record is from RefSeq and is a predicted model, not a curated record. The transcript has a single exon. Lineage: Eukaryota; Viridiplantae; Chlorophyta; Mamiellophyceae; Mamiellales; Bathycoccaceae.
AUGGAGGAAACGCGAGCGAGAGACGUGAGAGAUAGAGAGUUGGAUGUUAAUGCGGCGCGCGCGGUGUCCGGUUCAUUCGCGGUGGUGAGCGGGGAGGGAACGGCGACGAAGAAGACUGGUGGUCAAACCAGAGACGUGUCAUUCGAGCAAGACGACGUAGAGGCGGAGGUUCUGAAGAUUCUUCGCGACGUGGUCGCAGACGCUAAAAGGGAGCGUGCGAGUGGACUCGAUUCCAAGAGUUGUGUCGAAUCACAAGACGGUGAUGACGGGCGCGACGAGAAGGCGCUGGUUUCGAUAAGUUCCAGGGGGCGAGUAAAAGAACGAAACGAGAGCCUCGCUAGGAUGGGAUGGGAUUUUGGAGCGAUUAUCAUCGGCUCGAUCACGAUCGCAAUGGCAGUUGUCGGUUUUCUAUUCGGUUUCUCCGUCGCUCGGUUCCGGUCUGGGAACGGCGACGUCGGAUACAGAAUUUCACCACAAGUGAAGACGCGAGUUGAACCCGCAACGAACUCACUCAUGCUCGACGGUAUCGACUUCGAGGCGAGUUGGAACAGCACGUUGCUUCGAGCCAAAACUCUUCACGACUCUCUGACGGACGACGAUGCGCGUCGACGUAUCAGAUCUGCCGCCAAGCGCGCUCGAGACGCGCGCCGACUCGCACUCGAGGCAUCUUCAUCCGAGGAAGAUGAGAACGACACGCUCGUGCGCGCGACCUGUCGAGCCGUCAUCGCCUUCUCCGAGCUCGAGCGUUUCUCGAGCGUCAACACGUCGCUCGAUCACGCGCAUGCCGAGCCGUCGGCUUCUCGCCAAGUAGUCUAG